This is a messenger RNA of Clunio marinus, 854 nucleotides long. NCBI's taxonomy places the organism in Eukaryota, Metazoa, Arthropoda, Insecta, Diptera, Chironomidae. The record is from the annotation of a GenBank genome assembly.
GAACAGUUUUUGAUAAUUCGUUGAAUGCGAUAGAUCGCCUAAAAAGUGUUAAGAAAGAAGACUUUUGAAAGUUAAAAUUACGUAAAGAAUUCAAAGUUGAAAAUUCGAAAAAUUUAAAAGAUAGAAAUAAAAAGAAAAAAAUAUUCAAAAUGCAAAUGAAAGUUUUUGUAACCCUUGCCAUUCUUGCAUUCGUGAAGUUCUCAUCAGCACAAAGCGAUGCGAAGAUAAGCCUUUUAGAUCGUAAAUUCAGAACACGCGUUUCACUUCAGGACACUGCUUUCACAUUCGGCCAUGAAAUAGACGGCGUUGAAUUGGGAUGCUACGGCUACAUUAAGGAUGGUCGUCCUUUCAAAAUGUAUUACGUUUUCGAUGAAAAAGAUUAUCGUUUCAUCACAACAACGAUGCGAUUCCAAGUUCACCCACCAAGUGGCAAGAAACGAUUCGCUAUUCUUACUCCUCGUGGCCGUCAAGAUAAGGAGAAGACCACAUCUGAUGUGCUUCGAUAUCCCGAAGAGUGUCUGUAAAUUCAUUCGUAUCAUUCAAAGACGCACUGAAACACCUCAUAAGAAUCCACUUUUUUCCCCCACUCAUUCAUCGUGAUAUUUUUAAAUUUUCUUAAUCGAUAUUCUUGCCGAAAUCGAAGCAUAAGCGAAACAUUUGAUCCCACUUAUAGAUAUUUGGCAAGAAUUUUAAGCAAGCAAUCAAUUUAGCAGUUAAGAUAUUUGCAGAAUGCAAUGAAAGGUAUUUUUCAUAAAAAGAAAAGAUUAAUAAUUGGAGAAAUGAUAUUUAGUUGCUUAAGACAUGUAUCUAUUAGAUGUUGAUAAAUAUAUUUAUUUUACAAUUGAACAAUUAAA